AUGGCCUCCUCUUCCCUCUUCGCCGCCGGGCGCCGCCUUCUCCACUUGGGGCGCGGCAGGCUUCUCCAAGGCCGAGUCCGUCCCCACAAUCCCACUCCUCUGCUCCUCCCUGUGCGCGCCGCAUCCUCUCCUCCCUCCAACAGCGCCGAGAGGCCGCCGCGGCGACCCCCGGGCCUGCAGUCCACGCUGUGGCCGCUGGGCCACCCGGACACGCUUCUGGUGCCGGAGAUCGAGCGCUGGGCGGAGAAGCCCCGCAACCGCCUCCGCCCCGUGGAGCUCGAGCGCAUCGUCAAAGAGCUCCGCAAGCGCCGCCGCCACCGCCAGGCCCUCGAGGUCUCCGAAUGGAUGAGUGCUAAGGGUCAUGUCAGAUUUUUGCCAAAGGAUCAUGCUGUUCACCUGGAUUUGAUCGGUCAAGUUCGUGGAAUCGGAGCAGCAGAAGCCUAUUUCAAUCAACUGCCUGAUAAAGAUAAGACGGAGAAACCCUACGGUGCACUCCUGAACUGCUACACACGAGAACUCAUGGUUGAUGAAUCCUUGGCUCAUUUUCAGAAGAUGAAAGAGCUGGGUUUUGUGUUCUGCAGUCUCCCCUACAACAACCUCAUGGGCCUCUAUACUAACAUAGGACAGCAUGAGAAGGUCCCUUCAGUGAUAGCAGAGAUGAAAAGGAGUGGUAUCAUGCCUGACAACUUCAGCUACAGAAUUUGCAUAAACUCUUAUGGCACACGGGCAGAUUUUUUCGGGAUGGAGAACACCCUGGAAGAUAUGGAGUGUGAGCCUCAAAUUGUAGUCGAUUGGAAUACCUAUGCCGUUGCGGCGAGCAACUACAUUAAGGGCAACCUAAGGGAGAAGGCAAUCUCUGCCUUAAAGAAAGCAGAAGCAAAAAUUGACAUAAAAGAUUCAGAUACCUACAACCACCUGAUGUCCCUCUACGGCCAGCUGGGGGACAAGUCAGAGGUGAAGAGGCUGUGGGCACUCCAAAUGUCAAACUGCAAGAGGCAUAUUAAUAAGGACUACACUACAAUGCUUGCAAUGCUUGUGAGACUUGAUGAAAUUGAAGAAGCUGAGGCCUUGUUGAAAGAGUGGGAGUCGAGCGAAAACACAUUCGACUUCCAUGUUCCGAAUGUCUUGAUCACUGGAUACCGACAGAAGGACAUGCUGGACAAGGCCGAAGCGCUGCUGGAUGACUUCUUGAAGAAGGGAAAGAUGCCUCCUUCGAGCAGUUGGGCCAUCGUGGCAAUCGGCUAUGCUGAGAAAGGUGAUGCUGCGAAAGCCUAUGAGUUGACAAAAAAUGCCCUUUGUGUUUACGCUCCGAGGAGCGGCUGGAUCCCGAGGCCUGCGAUGAUUGAGAUGAUACUCAAGUAUCUUGGAGACGAAGGUGAUCUCAAGGAUGUUGAAACUUUCAUUCAACUGCUGCAAGCUGCUAUGCCUAUGAACUUAGAUAUGACCGACGUUUUGUCAAGGGCUCGUAUGAGAGAAGAAAAGAAGGCUGGAGAUGCAGAGAAGGAAGCCCUAAGCUCAACAAAGGCAUCAGGAUAA
Triticum turgidum subsp. durum (durum wheat) is the source of this 1536-nucleotide messenger RNA. Lineage: Eukaryota; Viridiplantae; Streptophyta; Magnoliopsida; Poales; Poaceae. The record is from the annotation of a GenBank genome assembly.